AUGGAGAAGCGGAGCCGCUUCGCGCCGAAGAGCGAGCUGGAGCGCUUGGAGCGCAUCGACCCCGAGGUGGACGAGGCCAACGCCGUGUUGGUGGAGUCCUUCCUCAACGUGAAGCGGAGCUUGGGGGCAGAGGUGGGUGAGGCGACGGGCCAGCCGCGCCAAUCGCGCUGUUUGGUUUGCACGUUCGCCAGCUUCAAGGACCGGACUGUCAGUUUGUCUGCCAAGCAAGGACAGCAAUAA
Molecule: messenger RNA, 240 nt
Organism: Effrenium voratum
Lineage: Eukaryota; Dinophyceae; Suessiales; Symbiodiniaceae
Source: the annotation of a GenBank genome assembly